Molecule: messenger RNA, 2266 nt
Organism: Amphiprion ocellaris (clown anemonefish)
Lineage: Eukaryota; Metazoa; Chordata; Actinopteri; Pomacentridae
Product: ubiquitin-associated protein 1-like
Exons: 6
Coding region: 276-1439 (387 amino acids)
Biological process (GO): ubiquitin-dependent protein catabolic process via the multivesicular body sorting pathway
Cellular component (GO): ESCRT I complex
Molecular function (GO): ubiquitin binding
Source: RefSeq, a predicted model, not a curated record
AUUGUGAAUGCAUUGCUUUGUCAUAUGGUUGAAUGUACCCCUGUUUAAAUACCCUGUUAUUUGUAGUGGACCCGUGCAGGUUGGAUUACAGCAGGCGUAUGGGAUAUUAUGGGUAAACAAACCCUGUGAUGAUGUCAGAGGCUUAGUGAGGAACAGGUUUAUCACUCAGUGAUGUCUGUGUCAUUUACUCCAAACACCUGUCGAUGAUUCAGAGGUCUGUGGACCUGGAGGAGAAUUCCUUGCAAAGGACAUUUGUUGGUGUACUGCGGUGAGUGAUGAACGUUCUGGAAGACGUCCCAUUUCAGACCUGUCUGGGUCCACUGGAGGAGGAAGUGCAGCUCCUGACAGCUCCGGACAUCACUGAACCAAACUGCCACCAGAUAAUGAAGGAAACUGAGUAUGGAUUCAACCUAGAGAGGUGGAUUUUAACUGGGCAGCAGCCAGUCUGUCAGGCUCCUUCCUGCCCCCCUUACUGGAUGAUGUUCAGCAGCCCUCAGGACAGUCACAGGGUCGGUUGUAGGAGCAGCGAUCCGUGGACCACCAGCCCACGGCCCCGUAGCCACAGCCUGAACUCUGCAGACCCCCGCUGGCUGCACCAUCGCACCGUCAAGUUCCUCAUAUCUGACUCUGACGAUGAAGAAGGCUCCUCCACUGAAGAUGCACCCCAACCCCCCAAGAGCAGAGAGCGGCCCCGGAGCGCUGCUCCCAAAGACCCGAUCUCCAGAGUCAAAGACAUGCACCUUGGUCCUGCCGCUCACCACUGCAAGCCUGAUUCCCCUCAGACCCUCAGAGGCCACAGAGGUUCUCUCCCAGACUGCAGACAGCCUCUACGUGCUCUGGAGCAGCACAGGUCGCAGCAGUGCAGCCCCCUCCAUCACAGCCAGAAGAACAGCAAGAAGAGGCAGCGCUCACUGAGCUCUGGGGGCAGAAAAUACUCCCAAAACACACCACCAGCUGGUCCUUCUCCAUCCAGGGUGCAGCAGCAAAGACCCUCCUCUGCAGGGCCUGUGGUCAAAAACCGCAGGAAGAAGGUCCUGACAACCAGUGGCUCUCAUGGAGUUUUCUUUGACUCAGCAGCAGAGCUUCUGUCAGCGCUCAGCCAGGAGGAGAGGGAGCUUCUUGAAACCAUCACUGAGAAGGGCUACCCGUUAUGCACGGCUAUCCUGGCUCUGCAGAAGACAGGUUAUAGGAGCCCAGAGAAAGUCUUAAAGUACCUGGUUGCCAGUGACCGCCUGUGUGAGCUGGGCUAUGAUGAAGCACAGGUGGAGGAGGCCUUGGAGAUGUUUCAGAACUGUGAGAGCAAGGCUGCUGAGUUCCUGCGCCUGUUGACUCAGUUCAAUGAGAUGGGCUUCCAGCAAAGUGCCAUCAAAGAAGUGCUUCUUGUUCAUGAAAACCACCGUGAGAGGGCUCUUGAGGAACUCAUGACACACAUGGCUUAAACAGACCAUCUCCUACAGAAAAUCACUUUCACAUAUGAAGUGAAAAGACUCCACUGAUCCUGCCUUUGCAUUCUUACUUGGACUCCGUAGAUAUAAAACAUGCGCAUAAAAAACAGAGGCAAAAACAGACACUUAGAUUUAGUUUUUUUUACCGUUUAUUUACAGCUUGAUGUAAAAAUAAAAUUAAAAAAAGUGGUUACUAAAGCACAAAUCUAGAUGUCACACCAGAUGCAGGAGGGAAACCAUGUUUCACUGGCCAAAUGCUAAUAUUCUGAAACAAAUCAGUGCUUUAGAUAGUUAACGUUUACCCCUUUGAAAAGCUGUAACCCUAAAAGAAACAACAAUCACUUAAGAGACACAGAAAUACAUACAGUGAAGAAAACUGCAACAGCAGUUAACCCUGAAGAAAAGAGACUCAAAAUGUUCACACAGAUUAAAAUAUUUACACUUUUGGAAGAAGUUUACAUUGAGGAUCUCUCCUUGUCAACUGCUGGAAUCUAUGAGAAACUGCGGCUGAGCUGGAUGACUCGAUGUGGAGCGGCUCCUCUGAACUAUCAGUGAUGGCUGACAGUGGAGUUCAACAAUCCCGACUUCACAUUUGAUUUAGAAGCCUUCGAGAGGUCUCUCUGUAAAGAGAGAAAAUUAAAAACAGUUUCAGUUUCCCUGCAGCCACAAUUAUUGAGUCUGGUAUGUUUGAGAUUUUUGAAAGAUUUACAGUUGAGGACUGAAGCUUACUGUCAGUCACAUAAUUACAUAGAUUAUCAGUUUCUAAACAUGUUUUAUAUGUAAUAAAUGCUGCCUAUAUGAUGUGGUAGGCCGAGUUUUUA